UUUAGUCAUUAACUCUGAUUAUUUUAAUACUAUGCCUUGCAUAGAUGAGCACACACAAUACAAGUUGGCUUCUGUUUGAUUUAAAUGAUGAUGUAUGUUUUCUCCUCCUUUCAUUGAUGUAGUGCAAAUAACUUUUUCUCUUUUUGAGCCAUUCAUCUGACUGGAAUUCCCUGAAAGAAGGAGACUUGGGGAACGUUAUACAUUAAAAAUGCUGAAUAGUGUCUAAAAGAGGUAACACACCUGCUAUAUUUAUGUUGUUCAGAAUUUCAUCCUUGAUGGCUGCCCCAGUUAAGUGGCAUAUUGAUAACUGAUAGUCAUGCAGGACAGAUUUUUUGUGAUGCUCACAACAGAAGCUCAUGAGUAUGAAAUGUUCACAACACUUAGGAGAACAAUCAUACACAUUAUUGUCAUUUAAUUUAUCCUCUAAUUUAACCUCAUUGUGAAUAUAUAUGACCCCUACUGUGGAAAGGAAUCACAUGUUAAAAGUUGAAAUUAUUUUCUCAGGAUCCCACAGAUGGUAUAUUGAUGAAAUAAAACUAUAUUAAUGGAAGUCUGACUUAAUCCAGUUUGUAAAUCACAGCUCUCUACUGUACCUUGGAAAAUUUAGGUAUCCAAAGAAUUAUCAUAAAGGGAGAGUUUAAUCAUCAUAAUAUUAACAAUAACAAAAACACUUAUUGAGACUCUAUGAACAGUACAUUUUGGAGCUCAAAAAUAUAGUAAUAAUAAUAAUAAUACAUUUAAAAAGAAAAAUAUUAGGAAGUGGUGUUAACUUUCACAAAUCUAUGAAGUGCCACCUCAAAGAAUGAAGGUUAUCUGAGUUGAAAAUUUAUUUUUAAUCACUAUCAUAGACCUUCAGUUAUAAGUAAAAAAUUAAGAUUAUAAGGAAAAAAAUCAUGAAAUGUUUUCAAAUAUUUUGGAAGGUUCAUAUCAAAAAAUUAGUUGAUGUCCAUAGAUUCAUAUAUAAAUGAUAGUAGAGUGUUUUGUAUAAUUUUUUAAAAUUCUGAGUAAUUAUAUAUAAAUUUUAUGUAUUUAAAGAUGUACAACUUUUCAUUUAGAAUAUUUUAAAAUGAAAAUGAGAUUAUACAUGGCUGACUGAAUCACAAACAUUGGGUGGAUCUAUUAGACAUUGAAGAACAUCUAUCCAUAAACGAUUCUAUAAAGUGACAAAUAUGUGCAGUGGCAGGUGGCUGUCCUUAAAGAUUGCAUUAUUUUCCUUCCCAGUAUAAGCACCAACCACAUGGAAGCAGCAAACUAUAUGUGUGCCUCAGAACUAGUCCUCCUGGGCCUUUCAGAAGAUCCAGGACUUCAGUCUCUUUUGUUUGGACUAUUCCUGUCCAUGUACCUAGUCACAGUGCUUGGGAACCUGCUCAUCAUCCUGGCCAUCAGCACUGACUCCCACUUCCACAUCCCCAUGCACUUCUUCCUCUCCAACCUGUCCUUUGUGGACAUCUAUUUUACCUCUACCACAGUCCCGCAAAUGCUGAUGAACAUCCAGGCACAGAGCAAAGGCAUCUCCUACAUAGAGUGCCUCACUCAGGUGUACUUUUCAAAUACUUUUGUUGGGAUGGAUAAUUUCCUUUUGACUGUGAUGGCCUAUGACCGCUUUGUGGCCAUCUGCUACCCACUGAAAUACACAGUUAUCAUGAACCCCAGGUUCUGUGGCCUUUUAGUUCUCUUGUUUUGGAUCACAAUGUCCUUGGCUUCCCUGAUCCACAUUCUAAUGAUGAAGAAUCUUACUUUCUCCACAGUCACUGAAAUUCCCUAUUUAUUCUGUCAACUGGCUCAGAUUCUCAAGGCUGCCAACUCUGAUACCCUUAUCAAUACCAUCUUCCUAUAUGUGGCGACUGUAUUGCUGGGUGUUCUCCCUGUCACAGGGAUCCUCUUCUCUUACUCUCAGAUUAUCUCCUCCUUACUGAGCAUGUCCUCCACUGCAAGCAGGUAUAAAGCAUUUUCCACCUGUGGGUCUCACCUAUGCAUGGUCUCCUUGUUCUAUGGAACAGGACUUGGAGUGUACCUCAGUUCUGCUGUGACCUAUUCUUCCCAUAGAAGCAAGAUCGACUCUGUUCUGUACACUGUGGUAACCCCCAUGCUGAACCCCUUCAUCUACAGCCUGACGAACAAGGAUGUGAAGUGUGCCCUGGGAAGACUCCUCAGCAGAGCAGCCUCUUGUUUGUGAUGGACCACUGACCUCAGAACAAAAUGGACAUGGUGCAAAUGCUUUAAAUAUACCUCAUAUUUUCCAUUCCAUAUAACUUUGGUUUUAUAUAUAUUUCUCCUCAACAACUCCCUCAGUACUUUCUUUGUAACUUUUCUUUCCUAUAAAUAAUCCAUAAAGUUCCAAGAUUGGCAACUUUU
Heterocephalus glaber (naked mole-rat) is the source of this 2355-nucleotide messenger RNA. The record is from RefSeq and is a predicted model, not a curated record. Lineage: Eukaryota; Metazoa; Chordata; Mammalia; Rodentia; Bathyergidae.